UAAUUAUAGCCACAAGUAGUGCCCUUAAGAAGGAUAUGAAAAUCAGUCUUUUACAGGCAAUCCCACCUUGAAAUUCUCUAGCAAAUACUGAAAAAAAAAAGGGAGCGCAAUCGCAGAAUGAAGAAAGCUGAGCUGGUCUUCAUACCAACACCAGGUAUAAGCCACCUCGUAUCCACAGUAGAGGUAGCAAAGCUUCUUGUGGACCGUGAUGAGAGGCUUUCAAUCACCUUCCUCAUCAUGAAACUACGUUCUGACCCAAAGAUUGAUAGGUUUAUAAAUUCAGUGAGUACAGCCUGUAAUCGUAUCCGGUUCAUUGACUUGCCUAAAGAUGAGCCUGAUCCAAACCAACCCAGGAAGUUUCUCUUUUCUUUGAUUGAAGCCCAGAUACCCCAUGUCAAAGAAGAAGUCUUUAAGCUUGUGAGUCAAUCGGAGUCAAGCCCUGACUCGCCUCCUCUUGCUGGGUUUGUUCUUGAUAUGUUUUGUACAUCUAUGAUAGAUGUGGCCACUGAAUUUGGUGUUCCAUCAUAUAUUUUCUUUACGUCAGGUGCAGCUUUUCUUGGCCUUCAAUUUUAUGUCCAGGAUCUUCACGAUGAGCAGAAAGUUGACCCUACUGAGUUCAAGGGCUCGGAUGCUGAGUUGGUCAUGCCGUGUUUGGCAAAUCCUCUUCCAGCUAAGGUCUUGCCUUCGGUUAUGCUUAACAAAGAGUGGCUGCCACCUGUACUCCUUAAUUUUGAUCCACAAGGACAGCAAAGCCAUGACCUCACUCUCACUCUUGUCCUGCACCAAAUACUGAAAAAAAAAAGGGAGCGCAAUCGCAGAAUGAAGAAAGCUGAGCUGGUCUUCAUACCAACACCAGUUAUAAGCCACCUCGCAUCCACAGUAGAGGUAGCAAAGCUUCUUGUAGACCGUGAUGAGAGGUUUUCAAUCACCUUCCUCAUCAUGAAACUACGUUUUGACCCCAAGAUUGAUAGGUUUAUAAAUUCAGUGAGUACAGCCUGUAAUCGUAUCCGGUUCAUUGACUUGCCUAAAGAUGAGCCUGAUCCAAACCAACCGAGGAAGUUUCUCUUUUCUUUGAUUGAAGCCCAGAUACCCCAUGUCAAAGAAGAAGUCUUUAAGCUUGUGAGUCAGUCGGAGUCAAGCCCUGACUCGCCUCCUCUUGCUGGAUGUGGCCAAUGA
Populus euphratica (Euphrates poplar) is the source of this 1176-nucleotide messenger RNA. RefSeq names its product UDP-glucose flavonoid 3-O-glucosyltransferase 6-like. Bases 118 to 1176 code for a protein of 352 amino acids. Gene Ontology annotation, molecular function: UDP-glucosyltransferase activity. Lineage: Eukaryota; Viridiplantae; Streptophyta; Magnoliopsida; Malpighiales; Salicaceae. The record is from RefSeq and is a predicted model, not a curated record. The transcript is spliced from 4 exons.